CAUAAGAGGUAACAGUCUAAUUGAUCUCUAAAUACAACGCGGAACGGUGACGGUAUUUUUAAUUUCUUGGAAUCGUACGGCUAGUGCUAGCUUAAUUCAAAUAUAAGAAGUGAUUUUAAGUUUAGUAGCAAUAUGAGAACAUCAGUGACUUUCGUUUUGGCCCUGUGCGCUGUGACCAUCAACGCCAGUGUAGUUCCUUUAGGACUCUCUCCACCUGGGCAUUACGUCGUUUUACCCCACUAUGAUCCUCAUGCAGAAGUCGCUGCACAUAACAAGGCCAAAGCUGCUUUAGUGGCCGCUGAAGCUGCCCAGGCCCAAGCACAUGCUGUAAAUCUUCAAGUUGCUAAAGCCUCUGAAGCUGUAAAGCAACAAGCCGAGGCUGUCAGUGCCCAAGUAGCCAAGGCAGCUCAGGCUGUUCAGGCUCAUGUUGAAGCCGUUAAUGCUCAAGCUAAGUCUGUGGCUGUAGCUGCCACUGAUGCCGCCGCCGUAGCCAAUUCCAAAGCUGCUGUCAAUCAACACGAAGCUGCUCAAGCUGCCGCUGCUGUAAAUGCCCAAGCUGAUGCUGUAAAUGCCCAAGCUGCCCAUGCUAGUGAAACUGUUCAGCUUGAGGCUGAAUCUGUUAAAGCAGCAUUUGAGAAAGCUUCCGGCUCAGUGCAGGUUCAAGUUAACGCCGUCAAUGCUCAAGCAAAAGCAGCCGCCGAAGCUGCAGCCAAUGCGGCUAAUCUUGCCAAAGCCCAGGCCGCCGCCAAUGCACAAGAUGCCCGUGAAGCGGCUGCCGUCGCCAAUGUUCAAGCCGAAGCUGUAAAUUCCCAAGUAGCCAAGGCCGCUGAAGCUGUUCUCCAUGAAGCCGCAGCAGUGCAUGCUCAGGUUGCUAAGGCCUCGGAGACUGUUCAGGCUCAUGUUGAAGCUGUCAACGCUAAGGCACAGGCUGCUGCUGAAGCUGCCGCAGCAGCUGCUUCUGUUGCCAAUCACGCUGCCGCUAAAGCUACUCUUGUUCACAAGCCAGCUCCAGUUUGGCCGGAUCCCCAUCAUGUCAAUGUGCUACACUGGUAAUUCGUUUUCCCAUAUUCAAUGGAGAUAUGUGAUACAUUCAUCUGUGGUGUGCUAUUAAUGUCGCUGUCACUGGCCCCGACCUUAAUUGCAAUGCAAAAAUUCUAUUUAUGCCAUAAAGAUAUUCAAGAUAUAAUAAAAGUGCUUUAAAUCUAUCAAAAAAAGGAAA
This is a messenger RNA of Stomoxys calcitrans (stable fly), 1219 nucleotides long. RefSeq lists its product as uncharacterized. Lineage: Eukaryota; Metazoa; Arthropoda; Insecta; Diptera; Muscidae. The record is from RefSeq and is a predicted model, not a curated record. The transcript has 3 exons. The coding region runs from base 133 to 1053 and encodes 306 amino acids.